Messenger RNA from Onthophagus taurus, 1005 nucleotides. RefSeq names its product NAP domain-containing protein SET. The record is from RefSeq and is a predicted model, not a curated record. Lineage: Eukaryota; Metazoa; Arthropoda; Insecta; Coleoptera; Scarabaeidae. Gene Ontology annotation, biological process: nucleosome assembly. Gene Ontology annotation, cellular component: nucleus.
UAUAAUAAGUUGCCUGACAACCACCAGUUGUAGUAGAUGCGCAAGAAUUAACACUUUCCGGCACUCUCUAGGUACAAAUCGCACGUGUUUGUGUCCAAUCGUUUAAAUAAAGUUCAAAUUAACAGUUAGAGAUCGAAAUCGUGUUUUAUAGUAGGAUAUUAGCAACAUGUCGAGUCAAAGAAAAGUGAAAAAAAUCGGAGACACAGGGAGUAACGAAAACAGUCUCGAAAGGGGCAACAACGACGAGGAAAUCCAAAAAGCCCUCGAAGAAGUCGACUCCUGUCAAGAUGAAAUAGACGCUUUAAACGCACAAGCAAGUGAUGAAAUACUGAAAAUCGAACAAAAAUACAACUUGUUGAGGAAUCCACUGUAUUCCAAACGAAAUGAUUUAAUCAAUAAAAUACCACACUUUUGGGUCACCGCAUUUGCAAAUCAUCCAGACUUAUCGGCUUUAUUAAGCGACUCCGAUGAAGACUGUUUACAUCACAUGACAAAAAUAGAAAUUGAAGAUUAUGAUGAUAUUAAAUCUGGUUAUAAAAUACAUUUUUAUUUUGAAGAAAACCCCUACUUUGAGAACCAAGUCCUGACUAAAGAUUAUCAUUUAGCUUCAAUAACGGAACCAAUAUCUACAUCAACAGAAAUAAAAUGGAAAGACGGUUACAAUUUAACCCAGGAUAAACACACCCAAAGUAAAACGUCUCGUAAACGAGCGUUUGAACAAAAAACAUUUUUCGCAUGGUUUACUGAUCAUUCAGAUCCAGUUUCGGACGACGUAGCUGAAGCUAUAAAAGAUGAUUUAUGGAUAAACCCUAUUUCUUAUUUCUUAUUACCCGACAGUAUAGAUAAUGGGGUAGAUGAUGAUGAGGGAUCUGAUCAAGAUGAAGAAAAUGACGAUGGAGAAGACGCCACCGCUGAUAAUACUGAUGAAGAUAUGACGGACGUCCAAAAUUCAGUUCAGGAAGAAUCCUCAAAUGCUUAAUCUCAUUUCAUCAAGAAUUCGAAAAU